Messenger RNA from Prunus armeniaca (apricot), 234 nucleotides. Lineage: Eukaryota; Viridiplantae; Streptophyta; Magnoliopsida; Rosales; Rosaceae. The record is from the annotation of a GenBank genome assembly.
AUGGAAAAUAAGUCGGAGAAGAACUCAAAGAAGGAGAAGGCCGUUUGGUCGUUAAAGAAGGUGAUUAGCAAAGAGCUGUGGCCAAGGAAAUUCUCAGUGUUCAAAUGGAAGCGUCUGGAUUUUCAGACGACCAUCGUAGACGACGUCGUCUUCAAGGUUCUCUCUGCUGUGGAGGUCGUCGUUCUUGUCUCCACGCUCUGCUUCUUCUACCUUUGCUGUGGUUGCCACAUCUGA